Neofelis nebulosa (Clouded leopard) is the source of this 461-nucleotide messenger RNA. RefSeq names its product histone H2B type 1-C/E/F/G/I. The record is from RefSeq and is a predicted model, not a curated record. Lineage: Eukaryota; Metazoa; Chordata; Mammalia; Carnivora; Felidae. Bases 20 to 400 code for a protein of 126 amino acids. The transcript has a single exon. Gene Ontology annotation, cellular component: nucleosome. Gene Ontology annotation, molecular function: structural constituent of chromatin; protein heterodimerization activity; DNA binding.
GUACGGUGUCGUCCCGGCCAUGCCUGAGCCAGCCAAGUCCGCCCCCGCCCCGAAGAAGGGCUCGAAGAAGGCGGUGACCAAGGCGCAGAAGAAGGACGGCAAGAAGCGCAAGCGCAGCCGCAAAGAGAGCUACUCGGUGUACGUGUACAAGGUGCUGAAGCAGGUGCACCCCGACACCGGCAUCUCGUCCAAGGCCAUGGGCAUCAUGAACUCGUUCGUGAACGACAUCUUCGAGCGCAUCGCGGGCGAGGCGUCGCGCCUGGCGCAUUACAACAAGCGCUCGACCAUCACGUCCCGGGAGAUCCAGACGGCCGUGCGCCUGCUGCUGCCCGGGGAGCUGGCCAAGCACGCCGUGUCCGAGGGCACCAAGGCCGUCACCAAGUACACCAGCUCCAAGUAAACUCGCUUUUCCCAGAAAGAUCGGAUUUUCCAGACCCAUACCCCAAAGGCUCUUUUUAGAG